CAGCUGUCAGGCAGCAUUUUGUUUGGCGCUUGUGCAUCUCAAUUUCGCGGAAUCUUUGUCUGGAUAAACUGUUUUGCCUAAAAUAUCGUUCGCAUCAUUGUGCGUGGAAUGCUUUAAAUUUCGUGUAAAAAAGCUCGCUAAAACUCGUGCGAUUAGUGCUAUUAAUUUUGUAAAGGAGAAGCGUUCUGGAACAGCUGGGCUUACAAGAUGGAACAAAAGGCGGAACAAGACCAGGAUACGUCCUACGUGACGAUGCCGGACAUUUUGCAGGAGCAGGAAGAGCUGGAAGAAACAUCGCGUGCCGUGUUGGGUGGGUCGGACGAAAAGAAUUGCACCUACACGAAGGGAUACGUUGGCCGGCAAGCACUGUACGCCUGUUUGACCUGCGUCCCGGAAGCGCGGGGUAUCGAGUCGAAGCGCAGCGGCAUCUGUUUGGCCUGCUCGCUGCAGUGCCACGACAAUCACGAGCUGCUGGAGCUGUACACGAAGCGUCACUUUCGGUGCGAUUGCGGUGGGCCGCGCAUGCCGGAGGUGAAGUGCAAGCUGGAACCGCGCAAGGAGGAAGCGAACGACCGGAACCGGUACAAUCAAAACUUCUCCGGCCUGUACUGCGUCUGCCACCGGCCGUACCCGGAUCCGGACGAUGACGUGCAGGACGAAAUGGUCCAGUGCGUGGUGUGCGAGGAUUGGUACCACAUGCGGCAUCUCGACUUGGACGAGCCAAAGAGCUCGAAGGACUACGGGGAGAUGGUGUGCGGUGGGUGCAUGGAGGCGAAUCCGUUUUUGCAGAAUUAUGUAGGCAAAAUUGAAGACCCGAACAAAACGACGCUCGACGAUACGGUGCAGGUGGAUGUGACUGGGUUGGACGAAUCGAAUGUAACGACCGCUGCUGCUACUGCUACUGCUGACGCCGCUGCUGAUGAUGACGCAGAACAGGACACAGCCGGACCGAGCGAACCAAAGCAACGUCGGCUGGAUGAUUCGAAAGCACCGGCAGGGGAGGAGCCACAGAAGCAAAAGGAAGAACCAGCCGUUUCGCUGGACAUCUGCACCAAACCUGUGGUGGUGACGGAUGGAGAGAAAGCCUACAAGAAGGGGGCAGCGUUCUGGGUCGAAGGAUGGCGCAAGUAUCUGUGCCAGUGUAAGGCAUGCGUCGAGCUGUACAAGAAGCAUGGCGUCGAGUAUCUGCUGGACGAGCAGGACACGGUGAAGUAUUACGAGGACGUCGGUAAGCAGAAGCACGGCUCGAACGGUUCGGCCUACGAGCAGGGCAUGCAGAUGUUGGGCCAGCUGGAUCGGGUCACGCAGGUCGAUAUGCUGACGGAGUACAAUCGCAUGACGAGCCGGUUGCGCGAGUUUCUGGACCAGUUUGUCACGAACCAGCAGGUCGUGACGCGCGACGAUAUUAACGAGUUCUUUGCCAAGCUCAAUAAGGAGCGCCGUGAGUCGGGCAGUAGCGGCCCGCCGCCGUACUUUUGUCGCUAAGUCAAGACACAUUCCCACAAACAAGCAAAAACAAGAAAAAUGUAUCUCGUAUUGUAUUAUUGAACUUACUUACUUUACUCCUCGCCAGCGUAUGGUCUAUAUAUUUAAAUAAAAACAGUUCUUACUUUGUACUACUAA
This is a messenger RNA of Anopheles arabiensis, 1623 nucleotides long. RefSeq names its product putative E3 ubiquitin-protein ligase UBR7. Gene Ontology annotation, molecular function: ubiquitin protein ligase activity; zinc ion binding. The coding region runs from base 208 to 1485 and encodes 425 amino acids. The record is from RefSeq and is a predicted model, not a curated record. The transcript is spliced from 3 exons. Gene Ontology annotation, cellular component: cytoplasm. NCBI's taxonomy places the organism in Eukaryota, Metazoa, Arthropoda, Insecta, Diptera, Culicidae.